GCUACUUAUUAAGGGUAAUAAUUAUAUUUUAUUAUUGGCACAAUAUUAAAUAGAAUUAGUUGAAAAAAUGUCUGUAAAUGCGCCAAACCCUAAAGAAGUUCAGGAUUUCAAAUUUAUAUUACACAGUAAAGUUAAAAUUUUUGAAAAAUGUGAAACGCCGUGUAAUAACACUUCCCUUUUAUGUGCUGCGAGUCGGUUUGGAUUAAUUUUCACUGCUUGUCAAAAUAUUGUUAAAGUUGUACAGCUAUCAUCUUUGGUACAAAACUCACCUAAAGAUAAAAAUGUUGCUGUUCGAAAACAAGAACUCCCUGGGCAUGUAACUUAUCUUGCUGUGAAUUGUGAUCAUACAGUUUUGUCCAUAGUGUUAACUUCUAAUGGAAACUUUAUAUUACAAUUUUAUGAUGUUACUUCAUAUUAUAAACAGACAAUAGUAUUAGUUAGCGAAGUAAGGCUACCCAGCCCUUUGUUACAAAUGUCAUGGAAUCCCUGUAUAGCAAAUGUAGUAGCUGCUACUUUAGAAAAUGGCACAUUGUGGUCCUGUGAAUUUGGUAAUGGCCUGAAAAUAAAUUCAACAGAAAAUGAUGUGCAAGCUUUAUCAUUAUCAUGGAGCCCGAAGGGAAAACAAAUUGUCAUUGGGACAAAAUCUGGCACAUUAUGCCAAUUCAAACCAGAUUUGAAGCCUGUAAAAACUAUCAGUGUAUCCGAUAUGAAAGGCUCCAUAAUUUCUGUUCAAUGGCUGAGCAAUUAUCAGUUUGCAGCUACAUUUCUUGAUUCUUCAGAUCCUAAAAAUCCACCUAAUGUAGUUAUAAUAAAUGCUCCAAAAUCGGGACAGAUUUAUAGUAUAAAUUAUGAUGAAGUUUGUUAUAGCUCAAGAAAUUGCUCUCCAAAAUCAAUUUAUUUUAUACAUCAGCAAUCAUGGUCACUUUUAUUUGUACUUUCUGUGAAUAGUAUAGAAGUUGGUUUAUUAGCGGGUAUUAUUGCGCAAGAUGUUUGUAAUUGGGAACAAUGGUUUUUGGCGGAUGAUGCUAGAGCAGAACUUCCAUUAGUUGGAAGAUAUGAAUCCUUCAUGUGCGGUUAUGCUCUUGAUACUGGAAGCACUAAACAAAUUACUAUCGGUGAUAAUAAAACUUUACAACCAAUGCCAAUGUUACAUUUACUUACGGAUCAUGGUUUCCUAAUCAGUUUUGACGCCUUGAAUUUAAAAAAUGAUGCACCCUGUAUAUGCUCUCCUCCUGAACCUAUAAAAGAUGGCAGUGGUCUAUCUUCAUUCAUCAUUGAAAGCUCUACAGAAACACCAAACGCAAACACUCAAACAGCAACACAAGCUACUGCAGUUACUUCUCCUUCCAAAAAUGAGAAUUUGUUUACAAGCUCAGUUCCCAACCAAGAGCUAAAACCAAAUAUGACUGUGCAUUCCAGUGAAGAUUUUUCGUUUAUGAUUAAUAAUCCUGCAAUUACAUCCACACCAGCUAAGUCUAUUAAUACUUUGAAUCAGGAGCAUAAGGAAAAAUUAGCACCUUCAUUAUCUGUAAAGGCAAAUUUAGUAAUGGAUAAAACAAUAGGUUCGAAACCUCCAAUAGAAUCAAAACAGAGCUUAACAACACAAACUUUGUGCUCAAAAACAGAUGAUCAUGCUUUUAAUUUUACUGCAACAACUCAAAAUCAAUUAAAAAUUGAAAAAUGUACAACAUUACAACCCAUAAAUCAAACAGCAGGAAGUACUCAAGAUGCUGUUUCCAGCCUGGAAAAGAAAUCAGAUGAAUUGGAGAAUUCAAAUGUGGAUGAAGACAGUGAGGAAAAUGAUGAAGCACUUCUUGAUCUGCUUCAAGGAGAAGCCAGCUAUUUUGUUGAAGAGUUACAAAACCUUUUACUAUGCUCUAGAAAUAUAGACAUGGAGUGCGGGACGGAAAUUGAAUCAAAGUUUUUAUAUUCUGGGAUUAAUGAUAUGAAAAACUUCAUAAAUGAAGCAAAUGAAAGUACCCAGAAUCUCCGUGCAGAAUUACAAAGCCUUCGUCAAGCCCUAAUGGCUGCAUAUUCUUGGACCAGUGAAGCAAAAUGCAAGGUUUAUGGACAUGAAGACACAUAUUCCAUAGAAAAAAUGCUAAUUUCAUCUGAUCUGGAUUCACUUUCUAAAAGUCAGUUGGGAGCUAUAACAAAAUUGUUGUAUUAUGUAGAAUCUCAAAUUCUGCAAUUAAAUAAGCAAAUUAAUGAACAAUGGUCCGAUUUUCAGGAUAAAUGCAAAAGCAAAGCAAAAGGAAAGAUGCAUAUACCAAGUAUGGAGGUUUUGUAUCAGACACUUUUGAAACAAGGCGAUAUCCUUGCAAAACAAAAACGAUUUGUACAUGAAGCAUUGAUUAAAAUUCGAAUAAAACCUGCAAGUCAAGGAACCAAUACAACUGAAGAAAUAUCAGAUCUAUCCAGAAUGCUUGAUGUUAUGAAUAUGAAUUCACAGGAUUUUCAACAAAUUCAUUUGGACAGAAUGUUGACAAGAAAAUACAAAUUUACAAAGAGGAAAGAUGUUGUAUCAAAUAUUUUAUCAAAUCUCAAGACACAAAAAGUAUUGCCUGUUCAAAUAGACUACGACCAUUCCAAAUCAUCUGUCGUUAAAGAAAAACUCCGAAAUAUUAAAGAUAAGAAAUUGAAGCCAGCUUUGCCAUUGAAUAAAACAAAUGAUUUUCAAUCCCAACUAAAUGAUUACAUGGAAAAACAAACAAACAAAGCUAACUCUCAAUCUAAGCAACAUAUUGAACGAAUAAAUAUUCCAGCAGUUUUGCCAGUAUCUGAAAAAAUAAGUGAUAAUACCUAUGUUAUAAGUUUUGGGAAUAACGAGAAACCUCCAACAUCAUCAAAUUUAUCAUUCGUGAAGCCUAGUAUGACAGGAGGAGCACCUGCAUCAGCCUUUAAUGCAAUAAGUAAGACUCCAGUGAGUGAUAUGUCAAAUAAUGCAACUACAUUUCAAUUUGCUGCCCAAAACCCAAUGGUUGUUUCUAAGAAGCGCGAGGAAGAUGCGAGCAGAUCAUUUAGUUUUACAUCUACAGGAGAUGGUGACAAACAUGGAAAACCAGUUGAAUUGGAAACAAAUUCUAUAACAAGCACUACUCUUGAAGCAACAAGAUCUAAUACAAUGGAUGAUUUCACAAAGGACCUUAAAAUUUGCUCACCAUCGUCUUUCAUGAUUAGUAAUAAAGCAGGUUCUCAAUCUGUAAACAUUACUGCAAAAGUGACUGAUAGUAUGCCCAAAACUACAUCAAUAUUCGGAGGAAGUAAGUCAACUAUCCCUCAAGGGUUGUCAACAUCAACUUCAAUAUUUGGUAAUUUAAAUACCAAGGAAGAAAAUACCAAUACUUCUAGAUCAAUAACAGGUGGCAUUACAACCACUACUGCAAGUACUGAUUUUGGCAAAUCUACUGCUGCUACUUUUAGUGUCGCUAACUCAAAUUCAUCGAUUAAUAUAUUUAAGAAUAUGGUUUCUGAUGGCAAAAUAAAUAAUUUGCCGGCUUCAACAAAUGUAUCAAGACCUGAAAGUUCAGAAUAUUCUUCAAUUACAACUACCUCCUCAUCAAUUGAAAAGGAAAAUUCUUCUAUGGCGACAGCUAAUUCUGUUUUUAGUAAACCAUCAUCUACUUCCAUAUUUGGUGGAAAUGCUUCUCUGAAAGUAAAUACCACAUCAACCACCUCUUUAUUCGGUGGAAAUACUUCUACAACUGCAACUGUACUUGGUGCAACUUUAAGUUCUGCUAAUACAAAUUCCAAUUUUGGAUCAUCAUUAACUACCAAAUCUGGCUUGAGUAGUGAUACAACCGCUGUAGGGCCUAUUCUUGGGACAACAUCUGCUACAUCUACGAGUACACUAUUUGGAACUCCUGUUACGGCAGCAAGUUCUGCAUUUAAAGUUCCUAUUACGACAGCAAGCUUGACUUUUGACACACCAGUUACAACAGCAAGUUCAUCACUUGUAGCUCCUGCUACAACAGCAAGUUCAGCAUUUGGAGCUCCUGCUACAACAGCAAGUUCAGCAUUUGGAGCUCCUGCUACAACAGCAAGUUCAGCAUUUGUAGCACCUGCUACAACAGCAAGUUCAGCAUUUGUAGCACCUGCUACAACAGCAAGUUCAGCAUUUGGUGCUCCUGCUACUUCAGCAAGUUCAGCAUUUGGUGCUCCUGCUACAACUGCAACUUCGGCAUUUGGAUCUCCGGCUACGACUGCAACUUCAGCAUUUGGAGUUCCUGCUACAACUGCAACUUCAGCAUUUGGAGUUCCUGCUACAACUGCAACUUUGACAUUUGGAACUCCUUCUACGACUGUAAGUUUAACAUUUGGAACCCCUGCUACAACUGCAACUUUAGCGUUCGGAACUCCUGCUACAACUACAACUUCAGUGUUUGGAUCUCCCACUGUGAAUGCAAGUUCAGUAUUUGGUGCUACUUCAGCAUUUGGAACUUCUGUUUCAACUACAAGUUCAGUCUUUGGUAGUCCUGUUAAUACCAGCACUACUGGGUUUGGUGCUAUGAGUUUAACAAACACGACAACUUCUUCAUUAACUUCAAUGUUUGGUAGUGGCCUCAGUGUCACUACAACUGCGAGCAAAUCAAUGUUUGGCAGUAGUCAGCCUACAACAACUAACACUAAUUCUAUUUUUGGAGGUGGCACAUCAGUUUUUGGAAGCAGCCCUUCUGGUGCAGCAAAUUCCAUAUUUGGCAAUGCAUCAUCAACAACUGCUACUCCAAAUUCAAUAUUUGGUGGUGUAACAUCUACAACUACUGCUUCAAACUCAAUAUUUGGCGGUGUAACAUCUACAACUACUGCUUCAAAUUCAAUAUUUGGAGGUGCAACAUCUACAACUGUUGCUUCAACACCAAUGUUUGGUUCUCAAAGUUCAUUUGGUAGUUCUGCACAACAAAGUAGUUCCAUAUUUGGUGGCUCUAGUAAACCAACUAGCAAUAUUUUUGGAGGGUCAAAUCCUUUAAAACCAGCAACUGCUAUUUUUGGACAACAAUCUACAUUCGGUGCUGCUUCUGGAGGUUCAAUAUUUGGAGGCAAUUCGCAAAAUACUUCUCCUUUCAGUACUCCCACAACACAAUCUACAUUUGGAAGUUUUGGAUCACCAUCAACUGGGUUUGGAAAUACAGGUUCAUCUUCUUUUGGGAGCGGUGUAUUUAGUGGAAAUUCUGCAGGAGCGAGUGUAGCUCAAGGAGGAUUUGGAUCUCCUCUUUCUAUGAAUAAACCAGCAGGUGGCUUUGGGUCUCCUCCCACUUUCGGCUCAGCACCUGCUUUUGGAGCUACUCCUAGUUUUGGUUCUCCGCCUAGUUUUGGAGCAGCACCAGUUUUUGGUUCUGCACCUGCUUUUGGUAGCCCAACAAAUGCAUUUUCUAACCCUGUAGCGCAAACAUCUGCUUUCAGUUCACCGACACAUCAGUCAACUACUUUUGAGAAUUUAGCAUCUAGCAAUGUUAUAUCUUUUGGAAAUUUAGCACAAGGUUCUCCACAGCAAACAAAUAAACCUGCAUCAUUUUCUGGGUCUUCAUCAUUUUCCAGCUGGAGGUAG
Molecule: messenger RNA, 5545 nt
Organism: Ctenocephalides felis (cat flea)
Lineage: Eukaryota; Metazoa; Arthropoda; Insecta; Siphonaptera; Pulicidae
Product: nuclear pore complex protein Nup214-like
Exons: 25
Coding region: 68-5545 (1825 amino acids)
Biological process (GO): RNA export from nucleus; protein import into nucleus
Cellular component (GO): nuclear pore
Molecular function (GO): structural constituent of nuclear pore; protein binding
Source: RefSeq, a predicted model, not a curated record